Molecule: messenger RNA, 3003 nt
Organism: Cryptococcus wingfieldii CBS 7118
Lineage: Eukaryota; Fungi; Basidiomycota; Tremellomycetes; Tremellales; Cryptococcaceae
Product: 26S proteasome regulatory subunit N1
Exons: 9
Coding region: 1-3003 (1000 amino acids)
Biological process (GO): regulation of protein catabolic process; proteasome-mediated ubiquitin-dependent protein catabolic process
Cellular component (GO): proteasome regulatory particle, base subcomplex; proteasome storage granule; nucleus
Molecular function (GO): enzyme regulator activity
Source: RefSeq, a predicted model, not a curated record
AUGCCCGAGGAAGAACGCCCUACAUCUGAAAUUGCCGUCACUUCUCAAGACCCCGAGCCAAAAGACGCCGACAAGCCCAAGAACGCUGGCGACAAGGGCAAGGGCAAGGAUGACGGCAAGGAGGAGACUGAGAUGAGUGAGGAGGACCAACAGCUGAAGGCGGAGCUGGAGAUGCUCGUCCAGCGUUUAAGAGAAUCCGACACCGGUCUUUACCAACCAGCCUUGGAGUCCCUCAGAACACUUAUUCGAACAUCCACUAGCUCCAUGACCUCCGUGCCCAAGCCCCUCAAGUUCUUGAGACCGUUCUACGAGGAGAUGACGACCAUCAGGGAAGGCUGGAGCGAUGAUUUGACGGAGCAGAAGUCUCUCCUCGCCUCUAUUCUUUCCGUCCUCGCUAUGACAUACUCGGACAGCGGCAAGCGCGAAACCCUCUGGUUCCGUGUCCAGUCUGGCUCUACAGAAGCACCCGGUCUCUGGGGCCACGAAUACGUCCGACACCUCGCUUCUGAACUCGGAGAAGAGUACGCUGCUACAUUCGCUGCCCUGGCAGAGGAUGCCGACAUUGCCGAGCCCAACUCCAAGUACACCACUCAGCAAUUGAAGGACCUCGCUCUCGAGCUCAUCCAAUUCUUCUUGCAACACAACGCAGAGGCGGAUGCGGUGGAUAUCUUGUUGGAGGUGGAGAGCAUUUCUGCGAUCACAGAGUAUGUGGACGACAAGACGUUUGAGAGGGUCUGCAGAUAUAUGGUCAGCUGUGUGCCGUUGCUUGUCGCCCCGGACAACAUUGCUUUCCUUGAGACUGCUUCCAUCAUCUACUCCAAGUACGACCGAUAUCCCGAGGCGUUGGCUCUUGCUGUACGACUCAACAACCCCGAGUUGAUCCGCAAGUACUACGAGGCUCCUCAAAAUCCCGUCAUGAAAAAGCAACUUUCGUACUUCCUCGCCCGCGCCCAAAUACCUCUUCACUGGGUCCACCGAGCUGAAGAUGCCGAGGGUGAUGAGUCCAUCCCCACGUUAUCAGACGAGGUUCUUGAGUGCCUUGGCAACGUCAAACUUGCCACCCACUUCAAGAACUUUGGCAAGGCCGUCGGUGUCGAGGAGCCCAAGUCUGUCGAUGACAUCUACAAGACCCACCUCGAACCUUCCAGCCGCAACACCACCCUCCCCGACUCUGCCCGUCAAAACCUUGCAUCUACGUUUGUCAAUGCCUUCGUCAACGCCGGUUUCGGUAACGACAAGCUUAUGGUGAACGCCCCCGAAGGCCAGAGCUGGAUCUACAAGAACAAGGAGCACGGUAUGAAGAGUGCUACUGCUUCCAUCGGUUUGAGCUUGCUUUGGGAUUCUGAGAACGGUAUCGACCAUAUCGACAAGUACUCUUACUCGGCCGAAGAGCACAUCAAGGCCGGUGCUUUCCUCGCCACUGGUAUCGUCCACGCCGGUAUCCGAUCCGAGACCGACAUUGCCUACGCCCUUCUCGAAGAACACGUAGACAGCAAGAGCAUCGAGCUCAAGGUCAGCGCCAUCAACGGUCUUGCCAUCGCGUACGCUGGGUCUCAGAGGCAAGACAUUGCCGACAAGCUCUUGCCGUAUGUCCAGGACGAGGCGACGCCCAUGGAGGUGACCUCUCAGGCUAUCUUGGCGCUUGGUUUCGUGUUUGUCGGGUCGUCCAAUGGUGAUCUGGCGAGUGAGAUCUUGCAGACUUUGAUGGAGAGGGAGGAGAGUCAGUUGGCGUCUGAGUGGACCGUCUUUGCUUGUUUGGGCCUCGGUUUGCUGUAUCUUUCCGCUCAGGAAGAAUCAGAACCCACCCUCGCCACUCUCAAAGCCAUCGAACACCCCGUCGCCCAGAUCGCCCAAACCAUCGUCGAAGCCUGUGCCGACGCUGGUACCGGCAACGUCCUCAAGAUCCAAGAGCUUCUCUACAUCUGCGGCGAGCACGCUGCCAAGAAGGAGGAGAAGAAGGAAGAGGCCGCGGCCGUCGCUGGCGAAGGGGAGGGAUCUGCAUCUGCCACCGAGGUCCCUGGACCUCUUCCCGUGGCUGGUCAACCUGCUGAGCCUCAGCCGGCCGGUGCUCCCUCUGAUGCUCAAGGGGACGUGACCAUGUCUGACGCUCCUGCUGAGGGUGGUCAAGCCGACGGUGAGGCCCAGCCUGCUGCCGAAGGUGCCGCCGAGGAGGGCAAGGAGGCCAAGCCUGCUGCUGAGCUCAAGUACCAAGCAUUCGCUACCAUCGGUAUCGCUUUGAUCGCUAUGGGCGAGGAGGUCGGCUCGGAUAUGGCUUUACGGCAAUUCCAGCACUUGAUGACUUAUGGCGACCCCAUCAUCCGCAAGACCGUCCCUCUCGCUUUGGGUCUUAUCUCCGCCUCCAACCCCCAACUGCCUAUCCUCGAUACCCUCUCGAAAUAUUCUCACGACUCUGAUCUCGAUGUGGCAAUCAAUGCUAUCUUGGCGAUGGGCCUUGUGGGUGCUGGUACGAACAAUGCUAGAUUGGCGCAGAUGUUGAGAGGAUUGGCGGUGUAUUAUGCCAAGGAGGCGGACUGUUUGUUCAUGGUUAGGAUCGCUCAGGGCUUUGUGCACAUGGGCAAGGGUACGAUCGGUAUCAACCCUUACUACAAUGACCGUCAAGUCAUGAGCAAGACUGCUGUUGCUGGUCUUCUUUCCGUCCUCGUCUCUUUCACCGACGCCAGGAAGUUCGUCUUGAGUAACUCUCACUGGAUGCUCUACUGGCUCGUCCCCGCCAUGUACCCCCAAUUCCUCAUCACCCUCAACGAAGAACUCGAAGAGGUCCCCAUCACCGUCCGCGUCGGCCAGGCUGUCAACACUGUUGCCCAGGCCGGUACACGACACGGUAUCAGUGGUUUCCAAACUCAUCAAUCACCGGUACGGAUCGCGACUACAGAGAGAGCGGAGUUGGGCACGAACGAGUUCUUCCCUUACCAGAGUGUGUUGGAGGGUUUGGUGAUCCUUAAAAAGAAUGAGGGAUUCAACGCUGAGGACAUCCACGCAUAG